Molecule: messenger RNA, 11901 nt
Organism: Protopterus annectens (West African lungfish)
Lineage: Eukaryota; Metazoa; Chordata; Ceratodontiformes; Protopteridae
Gene: RASSF5
Product: Ras association domain family member 5
Exons: 6
Coding region: 15-1862 (615 amino acids)
Biological process (GO): signal transduction
Cellular component (GO): nucleus
Source: RefSeq, a predicted model, not a curated record
CCCGUCCCGGGAGGAUGAAAAUUCAGCCUGCGGUGCCACCCAGCACCAGAUUACCAACGGAACCCGACAGUUUCUCCCCAUGUGCCAUAGCACCCUCAGCGAUGGGAUUACACCCAGAGGGGCCACUGACCACGUUUGAUGACAACUCCGAGGUGGAAGCGUUCCUACAAAGCCUAGCCCCUCGGGAGAGGCGUAAAAUCCUGAGGCAGCUGCCCAGCGACGGGGGCUGGCGACCCCAGCAGCGCCGCCGAGGAGUGAGCGAGGCGACGUGUGACGGCAAACGGCAGCAGGCGUACACGGGGCACCCGCAUCCAACGACGCUCACGAGAAUGCCUGUCCUGCAGCAGCAGCACCUCGAGCCGGGUGGCAGGAGCACCGCAGCGGGUGUGUCGCCCGACGCCUGUGACAGACAACCUGAGGAAUUAGACUGUGGCAUCCAUCAGUGUGCGUCACCGAACAAGGAAGGCGCUGGAGGACCGAUCCGUGAAAGGCACCAAAGCGCUGCUGUGUGUUACUGCGGAAACAAAAGCAGCAGUGGCAGCCUCUAUUUACUGUCGUCAGUCCCAGGCUCUAAAUCCCUACCAGCUGCAGCGGGGACAAAAGGAAGGGAAGACUGCGGGAGGAGGUUUUCACUGGGUGAGCCGAUCACAGUGCAAGGAGCGACGUGUGCUGUUUGUCUUCAGCACCGGGUGACAACGGCUAGCCGGGUACUGCAGCCGCCGGGUAUGCGAUCUGAGGGCAGGAAGAAUGUAAAGGGCCCCGCCACUGACGAGCACCCACCUCAACACCUAAUAAACGACUACACAAAUGACCUAAAGGUGCCACCAUGCACCACUGCUCCAGGCUUCCAGAAAUCGGGACGCUCACGGCUGAGGAUCCGACACGAAUCGGCAGCGCGACGGGCUCCUGAUGUUAGGACUAUUUUUGAACAACCUCGAGACCCCCGGGUGAAAGAAGAGAGGGGUGAAGGACACAGCUUUGAGGCUGCUUUUGCUGGUGGCCAGACAUGGUGCGACCUAUGCGGCAAAGAGGUGACGCUGAGCCGAGGAGGCGGGGCACUCCGCUGCAAGAAUUGCAAGUUCACAUGUCAUACAGAAUGUAAAGAGUUGAUCCAACUUGACUGCAGCCAGAAGGAGAGACCAUCGGCGCCUACUACCUCUCCGGAGAGUACACUAGUGCGGGAUGAUUUCAAGAAUGCUGUUAAGGAAGAACGUAAAGUCCUUUCAGUGCCAGAGGUUAAGCAGCAUAUAGAAAAGUACAAUGCAAGUGUAUCAGACUGCCUGGGGAUGACACUGAAUGAAGAUGGCAGCUAUACAGGGUUUAUUAAAGUGCACUUGAAACUUCGUCGCCCAGUGACAGUGCCAGCAGAUGUUCGGCCGCAGUCUAUUUAUGAUGCACUCAAUGAAAUUAACCCAGCAGAGAAUGCAGUCAAGCGGACAUCUUUUUACCUGCCUUUGGAUGUCAUAAAGCAGUUGCAUAUCAGUAGUGGCACAACUGUGGGUGAAGUGAUUCAGGCACUGUUAAAAAAGUUCAUGGUGCUUGAUAACCCUCAGAAAUUUGCACUUUACAAAGAGGCAAAAAAAGAUAAGCAAGUUCUCCUUCAGAAACUGAAGUUAACGGAACACCCACUAUACUUACGACUUCUGGCAGGCCCUGACACGGAAGUUCUUAGCUUUACUCUUAAAGAAAAUGAAACUGGAGACGUUGAGUGGGAUGCUUUUUCACUCCCAGAGCUCCAAAACUUUCUGAUGAUUCUGGAUCGUGAAGAAAGGGAGAGGAUUCAUCAAGUGGAACUUAAAUAUGCAAAAAUUAGGGACAAGCUGCAAGAAGCCUUGAAGGAGGCAGGAGAAAACCCAGGAUAGAAAUAAUAUGCAUACAUACAUGUGAACUAAAUGGACAAACAAGUCUUUUUACAGUUCCCUCAGUACAGUUCGGAGCAGGUCUCUCCACAAAGCAGAGGGAAAACUUGAUAAGAGACAAAUGUUAUGUUUCUUAGGUCAUUCUGAAUGAGAUAGGAACUGAAAUGGACAAGAAAAGAAGUGUAUGUUUAGGAGCGUGGCCUCCAGACAGACCAAAUACAGCUGCUAAAGCUUUGCUCUUUUAUGAUUUUUACUAGCUGUUUAACUGGAAUACUGUGCAUGGAAUCUUAUCAAGAACUGAAAAGGUGGACUGUGAGGGACAUCAGUUGUCUCCCUCUGGAUGGACCUGGGACUUCAUUAUUUUCAGCUGCUUUGUCUUCACAGAGCGUGGUGCUUUCAGUAUUUGUUGAUCCUCAUUUUUAGAGCCAUUUUACAUUAGCAAAAGCUGAUGGGAAUAUGUUUUUUGUUAGGGAGAACUGUGAAAUUUAAAGUGGACUGAUGUUUUGUUUAUUUAAAUGGCCAUUACCAACACUGGUGAACUGGAACAUGUAAAUGCAGAACUCUUUAUCACUUAAGGUUGCAAAGAAAGUGGUGCUCUUUUAAGUGUGAGACAGGUCAGAGCACUGAACACACAAUACUUGUGCUUUUCAUCCAAUUUAACAUAUGUCGCCAUAAUGAAUGGUUUAAAAAUAAGGCCUAGUUUUUUUUCUUUUACUUGUCAUGAAAACUAGAAAAGCUCCAGAAUGUAAUCUGGGGGAAGUUUUUCUCUUACCUUUGUGGCAGCUAUCUGAUUGUGAUAGUUCCUGCCAUCUCUUUAUUUUUGGGGAUUGGGACCUGAUUUGCAUCCACUUUUUUGACUUCUGGCUGAUUAGAGAGUAAAAAAAUGGUAACCUAAUUUUGUUAUUCAGUACACAGUAAAACGAAUAGUAUAUAUUAACAACUUCAUAAAAUCUCACAUAAAAAGGGAAAUAAAUUCACCUUAUUGUUAUUUUUCUGUUGUUAUGGUGCAUCCUGAUCAUAAAUCUUACAGUCUGUCUUGUCCUUCAUGGAUGUACCCAACUCUUGAAAAAUUAUGCACCGUCAUUGGUUGCUUCUUUAAUGUCCUUGGGCAAUUACAGUUAAGCAGCACAUUGCACAAAUCUUAUUUUAUUAUAUAUUAGGUGCAAGAGGUUGUGUUCUAGAAAAUGAACACGCAGAAUAUGUGGUCUGAUGAAGUCAGGACAAAGGGUUCUGUCAUGCCAAGAAGCUCCAUGUUUGUGUCUGCUUAAUAAGCACUGCGGCUGAAUAUGGUAGCACUUUAGGGGAUGUGUUUUUCCUGAGUCUGUCUGUAAAACAUAUACUGCUAGUCCUGUCAAACAUUUGCACAACAUUUUGUAGUUGUGACAUGAUGGAGACCUGCAAGACUGUUUCUAGACUGAGGCAAGCAGAGCAGUAGCACUGGACAUUAGUCAGAGGCAGCCACCUGUAAGUGACAUCAAGUCCAGAGGAGUUUGAUACACUAGCCAGAGACUGCCACCAGUAAGUGACAUAAAGCCCAGAGCAGAUUGAGAGGAGGGAGUACUUUUUUCAGGUUUUAUCCUGGGAAUCAAGCUGUCUAGAAAUAGCCCCGAAGACCCAACUGCAUAAUGAACUUACAACAAAAUAGCUGCGGCACCAAGUAAGUCCCCUUUAAACCUAUCAAAGCAGUACUGAAAGAGUCCUGUAAUGCAGGUCACCCAUUCCAUGACAUGAUGAAAUAGUUUGUCACAUUGGCAGCAUUUUCCAUCUUGCGGCAGGUUAUAUCUGUCAGUAUGUUUUGCUGCCUCUGCAGGUGGCCUAGGUAUCUUACCACUAGUUUACUGAACAAACUGUAAAAGCUUAGGCAUAUUAUAGGUGAUACGGAAGAACACAAAGUCCCAGAUGUUGUAGAAUGAAAUAUGAGUACUGUAAGUGUGAACACCCCCAAACACACACACACACACACACACACACACACACACACACACACACACACACACACACAUACAGUCACACCACAGUUCUCUAGCAGCUGCAGAGGUAUAGAUCGGAGGCAAAGGCUGCAGCAUUUUAAGAAGGACUGACCAACCAGAGGCAAGCAAAUUGUUGAGGAGCAAGUACCAUCUGUAAUUAGUUAUGUCAACAAUUACACUCUAUUUAUUCCUGCUGUACAUUUCUUGUACAUGCAUGGGAUUGCCAAUCCUGAAGGAACAUAGGCUGUUUUCAGUUCAAUUUCAAAAGCAAAAGGUGAGAUUAUAAUCUGUUUAAAAGGUCACACAGGAAGUUGUCUGUUACAUGAAAAGUUUCUAAGUUAAAAUACACACACACAUACACAACCAACAUAAUGAUUAGUGUAAGUAAUGUCAAUAAAAUUCAGAUCCGAAAAGUAAAAUUUUAAAGCUCAUUUCUUUGAGUUACACAAUGUAGCAGUUAAAAUUUUGACAGCACUGGGUAUAGUUUGCGUUUUACUCUAAAAUUCUCUUGUAGUAUGAAUAAAAACGAGUGGUGAUAUUUCGGCAGUAUUUAAAAAAACAGCUUCGAAUCAUUGGAACUGAGUAAAACUGCUAUAUAUAAAAUAACUCCAUCCUUUAAUGAGCAAUGAAGAUACUCACAGAUGGGCAGAAUAAUACAAGUACACAAAAAUCAAAUUGCUAAGAAUUCCUAAAAAUAGUACUGGUAUGCAAGGUGCACAGUGACAACCUGCAGUCUAUUUCACUGAUUUAAAUCUAUGUGUGAAUGUGGCAUCAGUUUACGUUUCCAGCUAUGGUUAUUAUAUUUUAACUGUUUUGGAAAUAUGAUAAAUAUGGACGGACUAAGUGAAUUCUUACUCCUUUUUUAAUGUACUAGGCGUUUAGAAGGAAUGUUUUUUUACAUCCUUGGAAAAAACAGCAAAAGGUUAUCCACACACUAUAAGUGUUUCAGGUAAAGAAAGAUGGUAACAUAAACUAGAACACUGUAAACAUUUCAUUUGAAAAGUUGUUCUGGGAAGUCAACCGCAUUGUUUACCCUGUAACACAGAAAGGAGGAAGUGCUGCGUGUGAAAACAGAACACGAUAUGCUGUACAAAAUCAGCAUAUGGGUCUGUAAUGAAUCUUGUUUAAAUUAGUCUGGCAUGUUGAUAGAGCAGAUUAUUACAUGGUGUGCAGACUGCCAAUUACAAAACUAAUGUUUCAGGUGAGAAAUGAGGAGAGAUCAUAACAAGCACUUAGAUCUGAUUUGUGUUCCCACCAAAUGUAUUCUUAGUUGUAUAUGCAAAUGUAACCGUUGUUGAGUUUUUCUGUGUUAUAUGCAGAUUACAUCUGGGUGUCUUUAUUACUGCCUAGUGCAAACUGUAGUACCAGGAACCACUCAUAUUUACAGUGACCUGGGUUCUGCUAGUGGCCAGAUGUCAAAGAACUAAUGGGAAGGCAGAGGAAAAAAGAACAGCUGAUGGUCAAGUCAUGUUUUUGAAGGUGGAAGGAGGUGGCAUGCAAUUUCCAGGGUGCUUUUGUGACCUCUGCAUCAGAUUGCAUGUAGACAAAUACAUGGAUGCCUCCUUCUUUAGUCUUUGUAUGUCAAAGACAUAUUGGUGGGCCCAGGGCAUGUUUAGAGCAUAAAAAGGACUGUCCCUGCAGUGUGGUGACUGUGAGAAUUUCCCGGGUCCUGCCUUUAACCUUUGAGGGAAGAAAUUAGUUAGGAUGGUAAUCAGUGGUUCCCACAGAGUCCAAAGUUAACCAGAAGGGACAAAGUUAAGGUGCAUUUCAGAGCCAACAUAUAAGAGCAGUCAGUUUAUUUCAAAUACAUAAUAAACUAACCAACAAUCUGAUUUAUAUGUACAAACCAAACCUUGCAGUCAUUUUUCAUUAGCCAGGGCACAAACUUGAUGAAAUCACUGAAGAUGAUAGAAUUUUGUUUUUGUUUGUUUGGUUUUUUUUUUGUAUCAAGCCUGUAGUCGCAUCAAACUAAUCUGUCACCAUGAAGGGGAAAUAACAGCUGUCACACUACUGUGGCUGGCAGCCCAUAUAUUUUUUACUGAGAUGCAACUUUUUCUGAUGUAAGGAGGUGUGGUUCUUGAAGAGUAAGAUUUUUAUAUUUAAUGCAUGCUUCCAAACACUGAGAAUCCUCCAGUGAUUUUGUUUUCCUUGUUUUAACCUUGCAGUAGCUAAAACAAAGGUUAGUGCUUUAUUCUGUGAACAUAAGUCAUACAAUGUUACUAUAACUCUUUAUGAUUCUGCCUUAGGAUUUUGGAGGUCUUACUUCAAGAUGUUCUUGCAAUGGGUGUCACUUAAAAGGACAAGUGCAGUGUGGUGGUAUAGAAUCUUACCACUCAAUCACAAAGGAGUAAAAUUCAUAGAACUGGCUUCUGAAAAUUAGCAGAAGCUCCAGAAGAGGAGCACUUUCCUAUGUGUUCUUCAUAACAGAAGGUUUUAAGAUACUAGAGUCCACAUGUAGAUAGUGAUAAUGAAGGGGUUAGCCCAGUUAAUUAAAAAUAAAUGCACCCUUAAACAGCUCUAAUUUUAUAAAAGAAAAUCAGUAACUUUAGGAGGAAGACUGGUGGCCAAAAUCAUAGCAAUUGAUUGGCACUGGCUAGAACCACGUAGUUGAAUCCAUUAAAUAGCUAUUUAGUUAUUUUAACUAUGGCAACCUGCAGAACAAGUGUAAGGCAAGAAUAUAUUUCCAUUAAAAGGGUGCUCCAUUCAUUUUAUGCUGUUCCAUUUCUGAAGCAUGUAGAAUUAGAACUCAUUUACUUAUGAUGAUCGUUUGUGGAUUCUGUAAGGAUGAAAUUGUAUGGUGGUUGCAUUCAUUUCCAUGGGGUAGAAGUAUUUUUUUAAUAGUUCCUGUUUGAGGUAUCAAAAAUGGCUCAGAAAAAUAGAAUUGCUCAAAUCUGUUUUACAGAAGUGUUUUUGAGCAAAUAGUUUUUGAAGAAAGUGAGUAACCCUUCAACCCCCUCCCCCCAUUGAUUGAAAAGCUGUCCACACAUCCCCAACUAAAUCCAAUCUGUACUGUGACUGUUCUACUGUCUGGUAGGUUGCAUUUCUUUAUUUUUUCAGUGAUGCUCAAAUCGCUUAUCGGUUAUUUGGCAUGCAGCAGACGUUACCAUUUCACUCACUGGUGGUCUUUUUGAUGCCACUGUGCAGUUUUUUUCUUCUUUUUUUCUGCAUUUAAUUUUAAGAAUAAGUGUGAGAGAAUGAAGCAAAUAGCUUUAUGAAACUCCAGUCAUGGGUGUCUUCAUUUGUGAAAGCUUUAUUUAAAACACUGGCCAGUGUCUCAUUUCUGUUAUUUGAUCCAUUUGCCAGAUGCAGGAGAAAUAUGUUAUGUAAAAUCAGUCUGCUUUCUGUCCAGCUGUUAAAAAUGGAAAUAAAUUCUGAGGGGAAAGAAGAAAAUAAGCCUUCCUAAUGAGUGUUUUUUUUUUAAUGAAACCGCCACUUAACUGGCUGUUACAGGAAGCAAAAAGAAAAAAAAAGACAGGAGCAGAAAAAGUUAUAAUAUUGUGCUUGCAACAGAUCUGGUCUUGGCAUACUCUCCACAUCUUGUAGAUAUCAAACCUACACCUCAAACCCAAACAGCCAUACUGGUGGUUACCUGUUACCCCACGCCAGUUAACUUAGUUCUACCCUUCUGAUGUCAGAAUCAGGAACACUGGAUUUCAUGUGUUAAAUGACAUAACAGUCAAACUGGACUUAGGAUGCCCCACACAAGCAUCCAGGAUAUUGUACUCUACAGAAAACCAGGGUUCAAACUCCCUUCACUGUUCAUUUUUGUAUUUAUCUGUUUGUUUUUUGAAUACCAGUGUCAGUCUGGCAUUUUCUAUAAAUUCAAUUUCAGAUUUAUUUUUAAUAAUGAAAUCAAACAUGUCUAGUAGUAGUUUCUUUGCCCAUACAUGAACUGCAGUUGAUGCUGGGCAAUUUGCUUAAAUAAAGACAUUCCCAUUAUCUUAGCAUUUAAUAUUUAAUUUGUACUGUAACACAAUGAAUGAAUGUCCCUAGUUUAUCCACAGGAAGGUUUUUUUGCAUUUGGACCCAUGAUUCCGGUAAAGACUCUUAGCAUUUUAAGAGUUUAUGAACAUCUGAAAAUCUUACUAAUGUAUUAACUUCUGUUUGUUUAAUUUUUCUUCAAAAUGGGAGGGCAAAUAUUGCAAUUUAAUAACUUCAUGGCUGUCGCAGAUGUCAUCUUUCACAUUCGUGUAAUGUCCCCUUCAACCUGAAACUGAAGAUUUGUUUUUAUGAAAGUAUCAUCUUGUCUAAAUUUUAUUCUGAGCCCAAUCUUUGGUUAAGCAGUCAUAUGAACAGGAAGCUCCUUUGGUAAACUUGCCUUGUUCCUCUGCACAUUUCGGUUGUUAUGGACGUCCAUGUUGCUCUCCUGUACUGCAGGAAUCAGACCCUAUUCUACAUUACAUCUGACUUGUAGUGCUCAUUUGUCACCUUAAGAAGUAUUAUUUCACUUGUUGUUCCUAUCUCUGUUGUACCACCAACAGGAGACAUUAGCUGACUCUGGCACUUUAGGUACUCUAAGUGAUGUCUGCAUAUUCUAGAUAGUUUGAUUUAGUCAGAUAUUGGCUUUGCAAAACAUGUUUGUCAGGCCUUCAUAUUGUAUAGUUUAUCAGGCCCCACCUCCUAAUGCUGUGUAAUCAAUGGUCCUUCAUUCUUUUCUUUUGAUAUUGGUGUGUUUGAAAUUAGUACUUUUUGAAUAUAGGCAAAGCCAGAUGUAGCCUUUGUUGGAUAUGGCACAUGUCUUUAGAGGAUCAGAGUUGCCAUUAGCCUCUCAGAUGCAGCCAUCUUAGCCAAAAAUAAAACCACAUAAAAGAGGAAGGAGUUUAGUCUGCCCUGUAUGUACAACAAAAGCAUGAACAAGAAGGAGAGGAAUAAGGUUAGAUUCUCCUUAAUGGAGUGAGGAGGCAAUUCUAGGUUUACCGCAACUUACCAGUAAUGACUUUCUCAGAUACCAAAGCACGAAAAUAAAUUCACUAGGUCAGUUGGUGAAAAGCCAAAAUUCCUGAAAUGAUAGUGAAUUCAAAUAAGGCUCCCUUUAUUUUGUAGUGGAAAAGCAACAUUCUCUCACCCCACACACUCACCCAUUACUAAUAUACUCCAGUUUUGAUGCUGCAUAACGUUAGAGAAAAGGAAGUAGUCAGUUCCCUAGAAAGCCAAAUACUUCCUGAAACUCCCAAAGUUGCACAUCCUCUGAAUGAAAAUAUAAAAACUCUGAGGCUGUAGAUGAAUAGUCUCUCACAAUGGAAAGUGCAUAGGAGACUACCCCCUUAUCAAAGUUGUGUUAUUUUAUUUCCAUUUCCAUAAUACUGAAGUAUUCACUGUAGCUAUUCUCACUGCUAUUAUAUGAACAGACUUAGAGAUGUUUUCAUUUUAAAACACCUCGGUAUUGCAUGAAAUCGUGCUGCAAGAACUGUGUGAUACCAACUAACUGGCAACAACUAUGAGUCAUACUCAGACUUUUUCUUUAUGAAAUAUGUUCGUUUGACAUUACCAAAAGCACCAAGAAUGGUAUUCUUUUAACAUUAAUUAUGGGAUCUCAUUACAGUAAAGUUGUGAAUACAUAAGACAUUUUGAUAACUUAGAUUUAGUGAUCUUUAAUUCUGCAUGAAGUUCUUCAUUAAGCAGUCAUAACCUGGCAAUCACAGUUGGUAACCUAAUCUUUUAUCUAAUGAAGUAGAGUAUUGAGUGGACAUUUUACUUAAUACCCUAGCAAUUGCCUGACUAGGGACACUGUUGUGAUUCUUCUGUAUCACUAAUUUUGCCAUCUAGGUAGUCAUGCUGUUCAAAUCUAGUCACAUUAUUCCAAUCAACUAGCCCCAGGCUAGCAUUCAAGCCUCCAUCAGAGAAUCCUGCUGAGGUAGGAAAUCAUCUCUGCCUCCUUCGAACAUUUUAUUUUUAUUUAUAGUCUGUUAUUCAGAAUGGAGCACUAGUCCAAAUGGAGCAUUUUCAGACCAGCCCAGUCAUUAUAAGAUAAAUAACCUCUGGUUGCUCAAUCCCAUUUGACUUGGCCCUGUCCUUAGAUCCUGCAUUUCCUAUUUGAAGCUACAUCACCUACACCUGCAUUAAAAUUUCCAGUCAUAGCAAGUCUUAUCUCCUCCAUAUCUUUUUUGAAAAGAUUAAGUGGAGGAAAAUAGCUCUUAAGUAGCUUUGAUGUACAUGAGCAAAUAUGUUUCUACCUUAUACAGUUAAACUCUUUACAGAGAUCCUGUUGAAGUAUAAAAAGACGGUUGAUUCAAACGGUUAAUUCUAGUAACAAUUUUUUUGGGGUUUUUUUUUGCCAUUAUAAGCUCAUAACACCUUUGUUGAUUUAGUGAAGAGCCUUACCAACAAAAUAGUUUCACAAAUUUAGUACAUAUUACAGCAUAGAUAACCUUUGAAUGGGAAAUACUUAGGGCAUUCUUUCCUGAUGUUUUUUUAAAUUUUUUAUAGAACCUUAUGGCACACGUAUUUUAUUGCAGAUAUUCUUCUGCCACCCUCGGCACCCUUAUUUCCCACUAACUGGAAUUCAGUCCUGGCAGUAUUAUUUGGUGCUAAGGCAUUCCAAAGUAAGAGCACAUUUGAGAGACCCAGUCAACAUAACUGUUAGAUCUGCUACAUAGAUACGCAGCAGAUAUCUGUGUCCUUCUUCCUUCAACCAGGAUAUUUUGUAUGCUGGAAAACUGAUCUAAGAUGGGACAAAUCGGAGGAAUGUCUUUCUUAGAAUUAAAGCACAUGCUUUCUCUUAUGUUUUUGUUGCUCACUGAAGAUCUAAGCAUGAAACAUGGCUAGACAUGCCCUUUUGCACUGUCGUAUCUGUGCCUUAUGUCAGAUUUCUGGAUAACCAUGCCAAAUGACUGUUUGAAGAAUAUGACCAAGGUUUCCUAGCACUAGCCAAAUCUCUUUUUAUUUAAUGUUUCCUGCUUUAGUAGUCCAUUUCAAACAUCUUCAAGUAAUCUCCUCAUAUAAUUAUAUCUUAGCAAACAGCAAGUAUGUGGGAAUUCAGCCUGAUACAUAUGUAGAGACAUUCCUCUUUAUUUCUAUGUGUUUUGCCACUCUUUAUCACUUUAAAGUUAACUGUAAUGAGAUUUGCAUCGCUACAGAUGCUUACUCUGUACUUUUUUUCUUCUAAAAGUUUAAAGCCUACAAGUUUUGAUUGUGGUCAGAUACUAAUUCCCAUUUUUUAUACUGGGAUACCUUUCUGUUGUUACGUGUGUUCUGCUUAGCUAUUGAUGUUCCACAGGUCUUUUGCAGGCCUAAGAUCGUUGGCUGUAGUUUUAGAAUUAUUAUGCCUGAAGCACAUUAUAAUCUGUUAUUUUUGCUUUGUUUUUCCUGUACUGUCAUUAAUAAUUAUUGUGCAUAUGAUGGCUAAUAAAUACUACAGGUUUAAAAGUAUGCUGCACUGAAGAAAAAUGUCUUGCAAUACAGAAGAAAUGGGGAUCUCUGAAAAUAGAAUGCUUUCAGUAAAGACGUUUGUCCAAAUAUGGACUGCUUGGUUAUUAGUUCUUAGCAUGCUCUUCUGGGAAUUGGGUAGCUGUAUUUCUUCAAACUGCAUGAGGAUUACUGUGGUCUGUUACAUAAUUUCUCUGAAUUUAUUAGAGUUGCUUUCCAUGUGAGGAUCUGGUAAUGGAGGACUUGGGAUUAUCCAAAAUGUGGUUAUAAACAUAAUGCACUAGUCUUCAAUAUUUUAUUGUGUUAUAUCUCUUAUACAGUUGGUGUAUUUGUUGUAAUUAAGAGAAUACAAAGAAAAUGUAUCGAAUACCAAGAAUUCCCACCUCCGUACUGUGCAAAGAAUAAUGCAGAUCGAAUACCAAGAAUUCCCACCUCCGUACUGUGCAAAGAAUAAUGCAGGCAGUGCCUUUCUUCAGCUGUGUUAUCUGCUGUGAAUAAUUAUGUAUAAAUGUAAUUUGAAAACUAUAUCUGACAAGAUUAUGUAAUGAGACAAAUGGAGUUUAAAGCAGUGGCAUCUAAUUUAUUUUUACAAAUGUAACUAAAAACAGAAACAAGUUUUAUUGGGAUACUGUGAAAUGCUCUGUCCCAACCAAAACUGCUGUACGAAUAGAUUGAAAUAAACUUGCAUUCUGUAUUGUUUGCUUUCA